This is a messenger RNA of Salvelinus fontinalis (brook trout), 1736 nucleotides long. Its product is annotated as cytokine-like protein 1. Gene Ontology annotation, biological process: positive regulation of transcription by RNA polymerase II. Lineage: Eukaryota; Metazoa; Chordata; Actinopteri; Salmoniformes; Salmonidae. Bases 588 to 1025 code for a protein of 145 amino acids. The transcript has 4 exons. The record is from RefSeq and is a predicted model, not a curated record.
CGAAUUCCUUUCUCAUCUGUGGAUUAAUUGUCGGAGUAGAGGACCUUGCACAUUUAAUGUGAAAUAACAACCCAAUGGUUAUAAUCACAGGACAAAUUAGCUAGCAACAGCAAGCUAGCUAGCUAAAAUGCCAUAAAUGUUUAAUGCUUUUUCACCUGACCCCAAAUUAAUAUAAUUGGUUCAGUUUGUUUUGAUAUUUCAACCUGCAUGUCCUAAUCGCUUCUGGUGUGAGUGAACAAAAUCAAUUUGCGGGCGAUGGUUAACAAAAUAUGCAUUAAUACAUUUUGAUUGUAACGUGUGGAUUGUUACAAAAUGGGAUGAUAUACUUUGUUGCGCAUCAAAUAGUGUUAUUUGACGUGUAUCUUUUUUGACACGCAAAGACCCAAACGGCGUAUCGUAUUCCAUACACUUGUUUCCAAAAUGCAUUGGAGUGAAAUAUUUUUCUUCGACGUCAUCAUCACUUUUCCUUUUUCGGUCCAACUAUAAUCUGCAAAGGUGCUGGGCGAAGUACACUCGUGUUGUAAAGCUCUUGCUUAGUUGCCUAAACAUAAUAAGCCUGUUUUGACCGACGCAACAACGGUUGAAAGAUGAGACUCGCACUUUUGUUGUGUUUCUUCAGUUUUAUUUGGUUGGCUGACUGUGUACCACCGACAUGCUAUUCCCGAGUGCUCGGCUUGAGCAAGGAAAUAAUAGACCUUUUGGAAAAACUAAACAAUUAUCAUCGCACGAAAACAUGCGUUGAGAUUCUGCCCAAGAUGUUUCUGGAUGUGCAAAAUUCGUGCAUCAAUACCAAGCUCCGUGACUUCCUCUAUGUCAUGGAGAACCUUCCUACGCAGUACUGCAGAGAGCGACCCAGGAUCGUGUUGUUGAAGCAGAAAGUCACCAACCUGUACAGAAUCAUCAACAGAAUCUGUUAUCGGGACCUAGUGUAUUUUACAGAUGACUGUGAGGCCAUUGAGACUGGCCAGAGUACCCCUCACUACAGAGAGGACAGGCUCCAGCUGCUGGUGGAAGAGAAGAGAUGAGCCCAUCCAGAGACAAACACACAUACACCACACACACAUACACCACACACACAUACACCACACACACAUACACCACACACACAUACACCACACACACAUACACCACACACACACACACCACACACACACACACACACACAGGAAUAUAAUUGUGAGGGCAUGUAAACUCUGUUUCACUCACACACACACAUACAUAGCAUCACACACAACUGUAGCUAAAAAACAUGCCAACAUAGUUUCAUUUCUAACCUGUAAGCCUAAAGAUUUGAGUUUUUUGUCCAAGUGAGGUCUCAUGUUAGAUGGCAUGUGUUACAUUUCAAAUGGAGAACUUUCCACAGGAAAUUAGCUGAAUACCAGCUAUUCUGAUGAAAACCUUUUACCAGAAUAAACCAAAAUGUUUGUGUGCCUCACUUACUGCUGCUUACCUACCACACCGUUCGAAAGGCAUGCCUUAUUUAUCCAAAUAUCUUGUAUGUUUCCAUAACUCUUCAUACAUACCGAGGUCCCAGCUCGUACAUCCCCGAGAAAAGAUUGAUUACCUCAUGCUGAUUGUAUGACUAGGCCUAGUCUUUAACCUAAACUCUAGUAAUGUAUCUUGUUCAGAUGUAGGCUAUACUUAAUCAUGAUUGCAUUUUCUUGUAAUUGGUGCAGUAGGCUUAUACAUAUGUGUAUUAGUUAUAUGUAUGUAAUAAAACAACUUUUUUUAAUGCU